CGCGAUUUGACAUAUCGCAAGUUCUCGUAUUUACACCGCCGAUUAUUGGGUUCUGGGAUUGUGCUUGUGAUUUGGAUUAAUGAUUUCAUGCAUUUAUUCACUCUACUUCCAAUACGCCUCGUUCAGUUUAUAAUGCAGCCCCCGUAUUCUGGAAUAAUAAUAUAUCCUUACUAAAUCCUUCUUCUAGAUAAGAGAAUCCAAACCGCAGUCUACGAUAUCCGAGAUCACCGCUCAAACCGGACAGCAUUCAAUUCUGAACGAGGGGGCAUCAGCAUCGCUUGGAAGCUUUCGCAAGAAUGUCCAGCGUACAGAAAAUCGAAUUUCAAACGGUCGACGGCAUUACUCUACGGGGUCACCUCUUCCAGGCCGGCAAGCAAGGACCUGCGGUCAUAAUGACCCCUGGGUUCAAUAUGGUCAAAGAAAUCUGCCUCCCAGACAUCGCCGCGGAAUUUCAACGUAAUGGUAUUACCGCGCUCAUUUACGAUCCUCGCAACUACGGUGAAAGCCACGGCUCGCCACGCAAUCAGCUUGACCCACUAAAGCACGCCGAGGACUACUCAGAUGCAUUCACCUUUUUGGCGAAGCAACCUUGCGUCGACAGUACCCAGAUUUAUUUUUGGGGCUGGUCCUACAGCGGCUCAAUAUGCCUAGGUGCUGCAUCACUUGAUGUACGAAUUAGGGGCGCAAUUGUCCUAUGCCCUUGGGUCAAUGACGUCGUGUCGCCAGAUACCGCGCACAAGGCUAUGAAGAAGUUUCUUCGGGAUCGCGAGUCUCAGUUGCAAGGGAACCCUCCAUUUUACAUUCCUAUCGUUGAUUCAACCGGGGCAAACCCUGUCGGCUGGGGACCUGCUCUCGGUCAGGAAAUGUAUCGAUCUGUCGCACGCUACAAGGAGACUAUUGCGCCAAACUUUGAGCCCAAGAUUACCUUGCAGUCAUAUUUUAAGAUGUUGCAGUGGAAUCCGUACUCCAUGCUUCGGUUUUUAGACUCUACCCCGGUCCUCAUGGUAGUUCCUGAGCUGGACCAUGUCUGUCCACCACAAAUACAGCGGGAUGUUUUUGACUCCGUCAUGGCACCGAAAAGGAUCUUCAAUGCUGAAGGCUGUGGUCAUGAAGAUGUUGCAGUUGGAGACAAGUCGGGGCCCUCACUGGAAUGUCAGUUGCAGUUUAUUCGCGAUGUUCAAUUUGGCCGCUUUCCUUGAAGAUGUGUGUAUGGUGCAAUAUUGCUACUUUCUCUACCUGCAAACGCAUUCUCAACUGGG
Messenger RNA from Penicillium brasilianum, 1259 nucleotides. NCBI's taxonomy places the organism in Eukaryota, Fungi, Ascomycota, Eurotiomycetes, Eurotiales, Aspergillaceae. The record is from the annotation of a GenBank genome assembly.